Brassica oleracea var. oleracea is the source of this 441-nucleotide messenger RNA. RefSeq lists its product as uncharacterized. The transcript has a single exon. The record is from RefSeq and is a predicted model, not a curated record. Bases 1 to 441 code for a protein of 146 amino acids. Lineage: Eukaryota; Viridiplantae; Streptophyta; Magnoliopsida; Brassicales; Brassicaceae.
AUGAGAGAUAGGCUAUCAACCGGGAGUAGAAUGGUUCAAUGGAAUGCAAACGUUGACGCCUCUUGUAUCUUCUGUCAAAUACCUAUGGAGACAGUGGGUCAUCUUUUCUUUGAGUGUCAAUUCUCUGAGCAGAUAUGGAGGAAUCUGGCGAGAAGUGUAAUGAGGGAGAGAUACACAUCAAACUGGUCUGAGAUAAUAAGGGUCUUAAUGGAUGAGAAGCAAGAUAAGCUUCAACUCUUCACUAUCAGAUAUCUAUUCCAGGUAUCGGUUCAUGGAAUUUGGAGGGAAAGAAACAGAAGACGACAUGGAGAGACAGCUUCCCCCCCUGAUCUCUUAGCCAAAUUGUUUGAGAAGACUAUGCGAAACAGAUUUUCGAUAGCUCAGAGGAGGAAGGAUAAGAAGCUUGAGGGUGGGCUUCAAUUCUGGUUUUCGAACAGAUAG